AUGGGAAAAACAACGCCACCUCCAAAAACAAAUUCAAUUACUAGUCAGAAGACAAGAAAAUCAGAUUCAUCGAUUACCAAACAAUCAUCCGCAAGUGCAACACAACGCCGAGGGAAUGGGAAUAGUAACAGUACACAGCGGGCGAUAGCGUGGACAGUGCAGGAUAAGGAAAACGCCACCAACCAUACAAAACCAUCAAGUGACAUUAGUGACGACGAAACGAUGGAAUCUGGUACAGCUGUGUACAAAAAGCCUCGAAAGUCAUCAGCUGUUCAUGAAUAUGCGGAGAAAUUUUCACCGAACGAAUAUCAAUGCAAGAUAUGCGCAAAGAUUAUUCGUUGUACCGUCGAUACGAAUAGCAACAUUCGACGACAUCUAGCGUUAAACCACGGUAAAGUACAAUUGGCUUGUAAGAGUCAUCGAUCCUCGCGUAUGACAAUUUCUCUCGAGAAGAGAAAACGAUUCGACGAAGCAGCUCUUAACUGCAUCAUUACCGACACUCGAUGCUGGAAUGAUUUCAAGCGACCUGGGAUGGCUAGCUUUCUUUCAAUCGUGGUUCCUGGAUAUAUCGGUCCGUCAAGUCGAACAGUUCAGCGGAGGUUAGCAAAACUUUAUCUACAGAAGCAACAUGAUUUCAAAAACGAAUUAAAUGAAGUCGAAAAUGUAUCAAUUACUACCGAUCUAUGGCAAAGCGCUCGAUCUCACCAUUAUCUAUGCAUAACUGUUCAUUGGCUCAAUUCCAAGUAUCAAACGAAUGCAAAAGUUCUCAGCUUUCGCAAAUUCAAAGGCCGUCAUCUUUCGAUUCGUAUACGUCGUCACAUUAAAAGAGUUUUGGACGAUUUCAAUCUUAUAAAUAAGAUCGUUGCGACAACAACUGACAAUGGUUCAAACGUGAAAGCGGCUACGAGUCAAGUUCGUCUGUUUGGCAUCCGUCUCCAUUGUAUGGCACAUGCGCUGAAUCUGACUAUUCACAAAGGUUUACACCUCUGGGCGAAAAAGAAUUCAACUCUGCAGCAAAAUAGUAGUUCACAGAAUGAAAAUGAGCCAGUCGAUUCUAACGACGAUGCAUCGGAUGAUGAUGUUUUGAACGAACCCGAUGAAGAACCAAAUGAAUCAAACUGCAACAGUGAUGAGGAAGAUGAAGCCGAAGAAUUCGAUCAAGAUGAUGACUCUUCAUCGUCAUCGACAGAUGCUGAAGAUGAUGAGAGCGAUUCUUCAUCGGCAACUCUUAUGAAUGGCAUCACCAAUUUAAUGGAAAGAUGUAGAAGUAUCGUUGUAACCAUUCGGAAAUCCAGUAUUCUUCAUGAGUUCAUUCAAACUCUUGCUGAUGAGUCGUCCAUUAAAGCUGGUCUUAUUAUUGAUAUGCGAGUGCGUUGGAACUCAACUUUUAAAAUGUUGCAACGAAUAAUACUCUAUCAAUCUAUUCUUAACAAGUUAUAUGAACAACUCGAUUCUUUGGCAGGUGUUACUGGUCUUCAACGGAAAAAACUUUUGAACGCGAAGCUAACUGGGAACGAUUGGACUUUAGCACAGGUGCUUCGACGUGUUCUUGAAAGGUUCGACGAUGCGACAAGAGUUUUGUCUGGACAAAGAUAUCCAACUUUAUCUUUUUCGUAUGCAAUCACGUUCAGCUUACUGCAUUAUUUAAAUAGUCAAUCAGUUGACAACCUCGAGAACCAAGUGAAAGCAUUACUUCUAAACUCUUACAACCAAUACAUGAUCCGUGAUGGCAAAGAGAUGGCAGUGAUUCGAGUUGCAGCAUUGCUUGAUCCAGUCAUACACGAUUUACUUACACCUGAAGAUAAACAUGCAGCUGAAUCUUCCAUUGCCAAAGAGAUCAACGAGAAACGUCGUUCAAAUAGUACAUUGACGUCUGUUACAUCGGUUACUACAUCAAAUACGAAUACAGAUACAAGUACACAGUCAACAACAUUACCGUUGGGCAAUCUAUCGAAAAGUUCGUCGGUUAUCCACAGUUUCUUAAACAAAUGUGGUGUANNNNGUUUCAAAAUAAUUCUAUUCAUGUUUUAA
Molecule: messenger RNA, 2031 nt
Organism: Adineta ricciae
Lineage: Eukaryota; Metazoa; Rotifera; Eurotatoria; Adinetida; Adinetidae
Source: the annotation of a GenBank genome assembly